This is a messenger RNA of Emiliania huxleyi CCMP1516, 897 nucleotides long. RefSeq lists its product as hypothetical. NCBI's taxonomy places the organism in Eukaryota, Haptophyta, Isochrysidales, Noelaerhabdaceae. Gene Ontology annotation, molecular function: metal ion binding. Bases 1 to 897 code for a protein of 298 amino acids. The transcript has 3 exons. The record is from RefSeq and is a predicted model, not a curated record.
AUGGCGGCCAAGUACAAGUCGGUCACUGCUCGCGAAAAGCAACGCGUUUCCCGCUUCAGCGCCUCCAAAGCGCCGUCGACGCCGCCGCCUAGGCAGGCCGCCAAGACCAAGGCACAAACCGGACGAGCGCCCUUGCAGCCGACAACGCGGCCGCCGCCGGCACUUGCGGCGGCAGGUGCGCCCAGCAAGCCGAAGCCGGCGUCGUCUGCGGACGUCAAGACGCACGGCGGGCACGGCGGAGGGAAGGAGAACGGAAGCUCCAACUUCAACCCCGACAAGUACAAGCGGUGGAAGGCCGGCCAGUGCUCCAAAGGCGACAUGUGCUGGUUCAGGCACGGAGCACAGGACACGGCGACCGAGGCGCCGUCCUUCGUUCUGAUGAUGCAUGUCGAGGAGGGGCUGUCAAAGCCCCCUCUCAUCCGCAAGGGUGCCGCUACCCGCUCCGACCCCGCGUACAGCGAGUGCCACCUGUGCGUCGGGCCCGCCUCAAACGACUGCGCGGUCGAUUCUGGUGAGUCGAAGUCAACGGACAGCCCGGCCAGCCCCCGCAGCCCGGUGACCGUGAUGGAGCUCAGCCUCGAGCCGCCGCAGUUCCAGCCCGACCGAGGCCUCGUCCUCGACGCAGCGCCCCUCGCUUUCCCUCCCGAGCCACUUCGUGCGACCCCAAGCGCAUGGGCGUGGGGUGGCUCGCCCUACUUUGUCUUUCAGCCCUCACCGCCGCCGACGUCGUCGCCUCCACAGGACCUCCCCUGGCCCUGGCAGUGGUUCAGCGGCGGCGCAAAGGCGGCGCCUCCGAUCUGGGCGCUCCUGGCCGUCUCCGAGCUCCCUCCGGUGGCGUCAAUGUCGAUCCCACUCUCGCUAAUGGCGACACCGACCGACGGCGCAUCCGCAUGCUAA